AUGGCAAGUUUAAUGUAUUUCUUGGUGUUCUCUUUGGGUAUAAUUAUCCAAAUCACCCAUUCUCAUGGCACCAUGAUGACAUGCUUACCAAAGAAACAUGCUGCCCUAUUCAUAUUUGGAGAUUCCCUAUUUGAUAACGGAAACAACAAUUACAUUAAUACCACUACCGGUUAUCAAGCAAACUUUCCUCCCUAUGGAGAAACUUUCUUCAAGUAUGCCAGUGGCAGGUUUUCUGAUGGACGCAUGAUACAAGAUCACGUUGCUGAGCUUGCCGGUUUGCCUCUACCUCCUCCAUACCUGCAUCCUGGUAACCCUGAAUAUAUCUAUGGUGUCAAUUUUGCGUCGGCUGGGGCUGGUGCUCUGCGUGAAUCUAAUAAAGGAUACGUGAUAGACCUCAAAACUCAGGCGAGUUAUUUUAGAAAUAUAAAGACUUUAUUGAGGAAGAGACUGGGAGAUGCAGAAGCCGAGGAAUUGCUAUCCAAAUCUGUUUACUUGUUUAGCAUUGGAGCCGAUGACUAUGGUUAUCUUCUGGACCCAGAGUCCGGUGUGCAUCGACGUCCUGGUGAUGAUCAACAAUUUGUGGAUAACGUAAUGGGAAACAUCACAGAAGUUAUCAAGGAAAUUUAUAACCUAGGUGGAAAGAAAUUUGGGUUUGUCAAUAUGGGUCCAGCGGGCUGUUCCCCAGGCAUAAGGUAUUUUAUCAAUAAUGGAAGCACAGGUCCAUGCUACGAAGAAGUUUCAGCAAUCGCAAGACUACACAACUAUAAACUCUCAAAAAUGCUUCAAAAGCUAGAGAAACAGCUUAAAGGGUUCAAGUAUUCCAUCAACGAUUUCUACAGUGCAGUUUCUCAAGUCAUGAAUUAUCCUUCAAAAUAUGGCUUCAAAGAAGUGACUGCGGGAUGUUGUGGAGGUGGAGCAUAUAGAGGAGAUGAUAGCUGUGGAGGGAAGAGAGGGAUAAAAGAAUAUGAGUUGUGUGACAAUGUGAAUGAGUAUUUGUUCUUCGACUCUCUUCAUCCUACUGAUAGAGCUAGUCAGCAUUUCGCCCAGUUGAUUUGGAAUGGAAGUCCCACUGUCACAAGGCCUUAUAAUUUAAAACAGCUUUUCGAUUUUUGA
Abrus precatorius (Indian licorice) is the source of this 1113-nucleotide messenger RNA. RefSeq names its product GDSL esterase/lipase 1-like. The transcript is spliced from 5 exons. Gene Ontology annotation, molecular function: hydrolase activity, acting on ester bonds. The record is from RefSeq and is a predicted model, not a curated record. The coding region runs from base 1 to 1113 and encodes 370 amino acids. NCBI's taxonomy places the organism in Eukaryota, Viridiplantae, Streptophyta, Magnoliopsida, Fabales, Fabaceae.